AUGCGGCACCAACCACCGCCAGCGGCGUCGGCGCAGCUCUACGGGAUGAGGCUGAAGGCCAACCUGGGCACGGCCCUACAGGUCGCCGGCGGCGACGAAUCGGCCCAAGUCCUCCCCGCCGCCGUGCGCAGUCUGGCGCCCCUCAUCCCGACUGUAGGGUCGAAGCCUCGACCCCAAACGGAUCGAUUCCAGAAGCUGAAGGAGAUGGUGGCGCGGAGAUUGGGGUCGCUGGAUCCCGAGUGGCUGCGGCGGUGCCAGGGGACGACGGGAUGUGGGAUGGGGAGGGAUGGAUGCGAAGAGGGGGUGGAGGGAUGCUGGGAGAGGGUAAUGGGGACAGUGGGACAGGGGGAGGGGACAUUGGGACCUGAAUUUGGGACACCUGGACACGAAGAGUGGACGAGACCUGGAGUGAGGACAGCAGGACAGGAAGAGGGGUCGCCAGGACCCAAAAUGGGGGCACCAGGACAGGAAGAGGGGACACUGGGACCUGAAAUUGGGACAGCGAGACAAGAAGAGGGGACAAGACCUAGAGUGAGGACAGCAGGGCCCAAAAUUGGGACACCAGGACAGGGAGAGGGGACACUGGGACCUGAAAUUGGGACAGCGAGACAAGAAGAGGGGACAAGACCUAGAGUGAGGACAGCAGGACACGAAGAGGGGACACCAGGACCCAAAAUGGGGACACCAGGACAAGAAGAGGGGACGCUGGGACCUGAAAUUGGGACAGCGAGACAAGAAGAGGGGACAAGACCUAGAGUGAGGACAGCAGGACACGAAGAGGGGACACCAGGACAGGGAGAGGGGACACUGGGACCUGAAACUGGAACGUUGAGACAUAAAAAGGGGACAAGACCUGGAGUGAGGACAGCAGGACAGGAAGAGGGGACACUGAGACCCAAAAUGGGGACGCUGGGAUGCGAAGAGGGGACAAAACCUGGAGUAAGGACACAAAGACUUGAAGGAGAGGCACUGGGACCCAAACUGGGGACACCAGGACAUGAAGAGGGGAUGCUGGGACCUGUAAUGGGGACACUGGGAGUUGAAGGGGGGACAAGAGCUGGGGUGAGGGCACAAAGACUUAAAUGGGGGACAUUGGAAUCUAAACUGGGGGCACCAGAGCGUGAAGAGAGGACGCUGGGGCCUGAAAUGGGGACACUGGAAUGUGAAGAGGGGCUGCUAAGGCGUGAAGAGGGGACACCAGGAGAUGAAGAGGGGACGCUGGGACCCGAAAUGGGGUCACUGAGACCCAGAAGGGGGACAGUGAGACGUGAAGAGUUGACACUGGGAUGUGAAGAGGGGACGCUGGAACCUGCAGUGGGGACACGGGGACGCAGAAGGGUGGCACCGAGACGGAAGAGAGGGACAUCAGGGCACGAAGAGGGGACACCAGCACCCGAAAUGGGGACAGCGGGAUGCGAAAAGGGGUCACCAGGACAUGAAGAAGGGACAGCAGGACCCAAAGUGGCAUCUCGGGGUCGGAAAAGGGGAACGCGAUGCAAAAGGGAGACGCCAGGACACGAAGAGGGGACGGCGGGGUUGGAAGAAGAGAUGCCAGGAGAUGACAAAGGGACACCGGCACCCAAAGGUGACACGGGACGGCGGCGUGGCCGCGUGCCGAAGGAUGGCGCCGCUCGGGAUGGAGCUGUGGCAAAGCCCCGAGCUGCCCGCAGGAAGAGGCCGCGCCCAGAGGAUGGCAAAGAGGAACCCACAGCUGCCCCAAAGCAGAGGAGAACGGCGCUGCCCCCAUCCGAAAACCUUCUGGGUGACUUUGAGGAGGAGGAGAAGCCCAGGGCGGUCGGCAAAACGCUCCCUGCCAGAGCUCCUCGGCGGCCCCAGGGCAACUUCGUGAGGCUCAACCUGAAGAGCAGAUCCCACGUGCGGGGCGCUGCGCUGCGGGGAAGGCAGCUCCGCAAGCAGGUGUGGAAGGAGAAGUGGCAGAAGAAGGCAGCGUGGUUCGGAGGCGGCGGGGCCGUGGAUCGGAGCUCAGAUGUUUGCUUCAAGUGCGGCGCACCUGGGCACUGGGCGGCGGCAUGCAGGGGGCGAGGCACCACUGCCCACGCACCUCCUCCAGCAGAAUCCAUCCGUCCCAACGACGAAGAAGAAGAGGAGGAGGAGGAUCCCCUGCCCACACUGGAAGAGGUGGCCCGCCGGACCAACACCAUUUAUCAGGAGCUCCCCGCAUCCGACAGAGCCGAGCUCACGGGGCCAACUCCGUAUCUGGACGUGCAGCGCCUGCCCUACGAGCCCCCCACACCUCCCGCACCUGUGGAGCCCCUCUACAGCUUGGGGCCAGAUGGGAAGCCACGAGAGACCCCCAGGGAGGUGCUGGAUGCGCUCUCUGAGUUGGGCUACAGCUCCUUCCGCCCCGGCCAGGAGGUGGCCAUCAUGAGGAUCCUCUCAGGGCUCUCCACGUUGGUCGUGCUCCCCACGGGGAUGGGGAAGUCUCUGUGCUAUCAGCUGCCGGCCUUCCUGUACCACAAACGCUCGCGGAGCAUCGCGCUGGUGGUCUCCCCGUUGGUGUCGCUGAUGGAUGACCAGGUACCUCCACGUUUCCAUCCCACUGCUCCAUUUUGAAGUGGGAGGAGUUCAACCCCAACCCCACAGCGACCCUAAAUAGAAGCAUGGAAUCAUUUGGGUUGGAGAAGACCUCCAAGAUGCCCAACCCAACCCCAACAUGGCCCUAAAUAGAAUCCUUAAGGUUGGAGAAGACCUCCAAGAUGCCCAACGCCAACGUGGCCCUAAAUAGAAUCCUUAAGGUUGGAGAAGACCUCCAAGAUGCCCAGCCCAACCCCAACAUGGCCCUAAAUAGAAUCCUUAAGGUUGGAGAAGAUCUCCAAGAUGCCCAACCCAACCCCAACAUGGCCCUAAAUAGAAUCCUUAAGGUUGGAGAAGACCUCCAAGAUGCCCAACCCAAUGCCAGCAUGGCCCUAAAUAGAAUCCUUAAGGUUGGAGAAGACCUCCAAGAUGCCCAACCCAACCCCAACAUGGCCCUAAAUAGAAUCCUUAAGAUUGGAGAAGACCUCCAAGAUCCCCAAAUCUAACCCCACCAUGUCCCCGUGUAGAACCAUACAAUUGUUAGGGAUGGAGAAGACCUCCAAGAUACCCAACCCAACGCCAACAUGGCCCUAAAUAGAAUCGUUAAGGUUGGAGAAGACCUGGAAUAUCUCCAAAUCUAACCCCACCAUGUCCCUAAAUAGAAUCCUUAAGGUUGGAGAAGACCUCCAAGAUCACCAGUCCCAUCGUGUUCCUAAAUAGGACCCUAGAAUCCUUAAGGUUGCAGAAGAUCUCUGAAAUCCCCAACCCACCACGACCCUAAAUAGAAUCCUUAGA
Messenger RNA from Meleagris gallopavo (turkey), 3330 nucleotides. The record is from RefSeq and is a predicted model, not a curated record. Lineage: Eukaryota; Metazoa; Chordata; Aves; Galliformes; Phasianidae.